Cydia splendana is the source of this 762-nucleotide messenger RNA. RefSeq names its product chymotrypsin-2-like. The record is from RefSeq and is a predicted model, not a curated record. NCBI's taxonomy places the organism in Eukaryota, Metazoa, Arthropoda, Insecta, Lepidoptera, Tortricidae. Gene Ontology annotation, molecular function: serine-type endopeptidase activity. The transcript is spliced from 2 exons. Gene Ontology annotation, biological process: proteolysis. The coding region runs from base 1 to 762 and encodes 253 amino acids.
AUGGUAGAGUUGACCGUGGAUGCAAUCCCCUCCAAGGACAGUCUUCGCGAGUAUGCCGGUGAAGACACAAGAGACCAAUUCCCUUUCGCCGUUGUGCUGUGGUACUUGAAAACCAACCUCCGGUUCUGCACCGGAAGUCUCUUGAACUACAACUGGGUCCUCACGUCGGCCGACUGCGUAGAAAACCAAACACCUCGCGGCAUAGCAAUCAAAUACGGAGAUUACACUACACGUGAAAGUACUAAAAUCGCAAAAGUAAACCAAGUAUUCAUCCAUCCAAGCUUCUGUCGCGCUCACGGCUUAAAUGACAUCGCACUGUUAUUCACCGAGAAGGUUAAUGGAAUAUCAACGUACGGAAAACUCCUGGCGCUCGACUAUAAAGCGCUGUUCGGGCUGCCCGUCACGUACGCCGGUUUCGGAAGAAUAUCUAAGGAACACAGUGAUAUUUUGGAUGAGCAGCUGCUUCCGCUGCAAGUCGGUAGAGGUGUAGUGAUCCCUUGCGAGUCUUCAGAGUUUAAAUACGGUGCGCUGUGUAUAGCACCGAGAUGUAAAGAGGUCCAGCAGAAGAGUCGUUCGGAAGAGGCCGGCGGCCCGCUCCUGUAUAGAGGACGGAUCGUCGGGGUCGAGACGUCUGUCAUGACCAAACGCAACCUUGCCAAUCGUGCCAUCAUAACGCAUUUUGUUACCCGAAUCCUACGCUGGGGCAGUAAUGCAGAAUGCAACGAAGCCACGCACACCAUUGUGUCGCCAACAUUAACGUAG